GCAAGGACGUCCCAAGGAUCCCGGAUAGCACGGACCAGGUCGUGACAGUCUUAACCCGGAAAUAUUUUGGAUACGUUUUCGCUAACGAGCGAAUUCUGAACUUGUCCGUACAUAUUCAUCGAGGACCAAUGACAGUCUUUGUGUUUCUGAAAUUAAACCAGAAGCCCCCCCCCAAAAAGAAGUAGAUUGACUAAAAUUACACGAAUCUAAUCAGGCACCUGAUUCCGCUGCUGGGGACGUUUUGCAGCAGUUCAAAUAGAUGGAGGGAAGAAGCCUUGAGAAUCAUUUCAAUCCGUCUGAGAUUAAAUGUUUGGAGAUCAUCCCAACGCUGCCAAUGUGGAUCAUUGAAUAUGCCUGGGCUCACAGAAUGAUGGACACAUUGGAUGCUCUGGACCCCAGCAGAUGGCCAGAGGAUGACCUACAAUCUGUCACCCUAGAUGAGCCAUGGAGGUUACGGGUGGCAGCAGCCCAGGCGUAUUCUAUAAUGAAGACAAGAGACAUCAAGAGCUUUGAGAGGGUGAUGGAGUUCAUGGAUGUCACUUAUACACUGCUGCCACGACUGGUGCCCCCUAUCAAACACAUGAAAAUCAUGUUUGGCCUCAAGACCAAGAUAAUUAUGUGGAAGCUUCGGGAAGACCAAGGUAUUGUCAACACUGUUUUGAAGAUCAUUAAGUUUUUUCCAAGUAGACUACCUCAGUACCAUGAAUGUAGCCGACAAGAGAUGCACCUAAUGAGGAAGAACCACCAGGACUUUAAGGCUUUGGCCCAGACUCUUGCAAUGGACAUGUCCAUGCGCAACUCUUAUAUCAAGGAUUUGAUGGAGGACCAAUAUGGAGAAUGCUAUGCCCAGAAACUGGAGGACAGGUUGCUGCAUUACCUUCAGGUACUGGAGUCGACGCUGCAGAGCGAUACCUAUUUUGACCAGCUGUUGAAGCAGGAGGGUCCAAUGGCAUACGAAGAGGAGUUACUAUUGCCGUUAAUUACCUGUGACUCCACCUCCCUUGCUGCGUCCUUGAAGAGGCUAUUCCACUCUGACAAGUCUUCUUCAAGAUGCCAUCCCAGCCACGGAGCCCAUAAGGUAUCAGCACAGGAGAGGGGAAUAGGCCGGGAGCUGGAGGGUCCUGUGACCUCGAAAGUUGUGCUAAGGUUGCCCAAGGAGAGAACACACAAAGACGGGCAGUCACAGCUUGACAGGACAAGUCUCUACGCAUUCCAGGGUAUCUGUCAAGAUAACCGAGAGGAGAGAUCCAACUCAUUGGGGUUGGGUCCACACCAUGCUUGUGCAGCUGAGCAAAGUUUAGAGCCACAGGCCCUUACCGUGGAGCUGGGGGUGGAUCUGUCCAAAGACAGUCCACUCCUCCUGGAGGAGGAAGUCUCUGAUGGGGAGGAGGGGAGCCGAGGCAGGACGGAGGUGGAGGACAGGCAGAACAAUGAGGUGCCUGAGGCCUCCCCACUGCAGCUGUGCUCUAAACACCAGAAAUGGGUGAGGAGCAUUCUGCAGGAGUGCUCUGAAGAACUGCUGUGUGAAAAGAGUGAUACCCCAGUGCACUGUCAGGGGUCCUCUUUCACCUCAUCACAAGACUUGACCCCAUCCCUCCUCACCCUUUGUCAACCCCAACAUCUAACUCUGGCCACACAGAGCCCUUCCCCUCCUCAAACAGUGGCUGUAUCACAACCUACGGACCUCGAUGACAGAGCCCAUUCUGAACAGGCUGGAGAACCAGCAGACAGCCCAGAGGCCAGUAGAACACAUAAGGUCAAGCUGAGACUGUCUAUGGAGAGUCAGGCUCUUCUGCUUAUAUCAAAGUUUCUACAGCCAUUUGUGCGGCUCCGAAAACUGACCCAGCAGGAGUGUAGCAUGGCUGCAGAGCUAAGAGGGACCAAGACCACUGAGGAGGAAGACCGUGAUGAUGGUGAAGAGGAUGAUGAAGAACAAGUGGAAAAAACUCCAGUGUAUUCUUAUGAUUUAAACACGCUCUAUUCUAGUUUUGAGUCAAGCUCUGAUGAAGGUCCCGAAACACAAGAUUCAGAUCCUGACUAUGUUCCUGGAUAUGGAAAGAGGAUGUACAACCAAAGUGUGUGAUGGAGGAAGAAGCAUGAUCCCGGGGUUGACAAUGAGGUAUGGGAUUAGAUUAAGGUAUCAGGGUGGUGUCCACCAUUUGCCGCGGUGAAAUGUAUAGCUGAGGUUAAACAAACUGCUACAUAAUUAUUCAGCAUCAGAAUUCUGGUUAAAUUUCAGUAAAACAGUAUUCAAUAUGCCCAGUUCAACCAGGUGUAAUGUUGGUAUAAUAACCUUUUACAUACCAUAAUACACAGCACCAGUUUCUUACUGACCUAGGUUCUUGGUCUGUGACAAUACCAGUAUCUCUAUUUUUUUCCAUGGCAAAAAUGAAAAUAUGUGGCACACCAAACUCUGUAAAAUAUUGUGUGCUAUAGCUUGGACAAUAAACAUGACUGGAUGACA
Molecule: messenger RNA, 2464 nt
Organism: Oncorhynchus keta (chum salmon)
Lineage: Eukaryota; Metazoa; Chordata; Actinopteri; Salmoniformes; Salmonidae
Exons: 7
Coding region: 260-2083 (607 amino acids)
Biological process (GO): telomere capping; regulation of telomere maintenance via telomere lengthening
Cellular component (GO): shelterin complex
Molecular function (GO): telomeric repeat DNA binding
Source: RefSeq, a predicted model, not a curated record